AUGGAGGCAGCAGCAAAAGCCGCAGGAGCGGCCUCGGCGGCGGGAGCAGCAGCAGCAGCAAAUAUGUCGUCGACACCCCUGCACCACGUCCCGACCAGCUUGGGCUUCGGAUUCUACUUCCUCCCCUUCGCGACCGUCAUCUGCUUCCUAAUUCCGGUCCUCUACCUCUUCCCGCCGAUCCCGGCGACGACGAGCGACGCCCUCCGCGCAACCCACUCCAGGAUCGGCGUCGCGCCGGCCAAGAGCAACCUCCGAGACCAGUUCUCCGCCGCCCACCGCGAAGCACCACCCGCCGGCGCCGCCGCCGCGAAGCUCCAGGCGCUCUGCGUCUACCCCAUCAAGUCAUGCCGCGGCAUCGAGAUGGCCAAGAGCAAGCUGCUCCCCACGGGCCUCGAGUUCGACAGGCUGUACACCUUCGCCCAGCUCAAGUCGGCCUUCCCCGUCUCGGCCGACGACUCGGACGAGACCAAGGACAAGCACAGCUGGGAGUUCGUCACGCAGCGCCAGUUCCCCAUGCUCGCGACCGUCAAGGUGGACGUCUUCGUGCCGGACCCGACCAAGAGCACCGUCUUCAUGGAGCAGCGUUCCGGCGACGCGUGGAUCGUGUUCCGGUUCCCCUGGCAGGAUCGCGGGUUCGCGGGGCUCAUGCAGUGGCUCGCGGCCAAGAUCCGCGACGGGUGGCGCGCGGAGCCCGAGAUGGAGGUCCUGCUCCCCGUCGAGUUCCCCUCGGCCAAGGAGAUUGAGCAGCGCGGGUACGAGUUCGAGGACGUCCGCGUGUGGAAGGAGAUGGUGCCCGCGCUGAACAUGGGCAAGGAGAUCCCCGUCGAGCUGAGCCGGUACCUGGGCGUGAGCAACAAGCUCACGAUUUUCAGGGUCGAUCCGGGGCAGUUGAGGGAGGUGUACCGGUGCGCGCCGAGGAAGGAGGAGGCUGGGUAUCAGCCGAUUGUCGGGUUCCAGGACGCGUAUCCCCUCCACUUGAUGAACCUCAGCAGUCUCCAGGAGUUUGAUUCUCAGGUUCCCAAGGACGAUGAGCUCCAGCAGCUUGACGUCGCGAGGUUCCGCUCCAACAUCAUCGUCUCCGGCGCCCCGGCGUACGACGAAGAGUCGUGGAAGUCCAUCACUUUCACCCAGGGAACCUCAAAGACCACCACCACGCCCGUAAAGUUCCAGGUCUCCUGCCGCACAGUCCGCUGCAAACUUCCCAACGUCGACCCGGUGACCGGCCACCGUCACAACGUCGAGCCCGAUAGGUCUCUCCGCAAACUCCGCGAGGUCGACGAGGGCGCGCCGCGCAUGGGAUGCUUGGGCAUGCAGAUGUGCCCGCUCUUCGAGGGCACCGAGAGCGUCGAGUACAUGCAGGCCUGGCUCGAGGUCGGCAUGGAUGUCGAGGUGCAGGGGCGCGGGAACCAUGUGUACAUCAAGCAGUAG
Colletotrichum karsti is the source of this 1428-nucleotide messenger RNA. Its product is annotated as MOSC domain-containing protein. Gene Ontology annotation, molecular function: pyridoxal phosphate binding; molybdenum ion binding; catalytic activity. Bases 1 to 1428 code for a protein of 475 amino acids. NCBI's taxonomy places the organism in Eukaryota, Fungi, Ascomycota, Sordariomycetes, Glomerellales, Glomerellaceae. The transcript has 4 exons. The record is from RefSeq and is a predicted model, not a curated record.